AUGAUACAAGGAAUUAGCAGCAAAUCAUCACUAGCAGUGAUUGUGCAACCGAAUGUCACUUCAUAUAAAUUUGAGGGAUUGAUUGGGAACACAACAUAUCGUGUAAGUGUUGAAGGGUUUUCCGAUAAAGUGAGUGUGUUCUAUACGAGUACACUGAUAUCAACAUCGCUGGCAGGUUGGCACGACUCACUUCUCUCCAUCGUUUUUAUAAGGAUUUGUCAAAUAUUCAAUUCAGGCAGAGACUUCCCUCUCUGA
Anisakis simplex (herring worm) is the source of this 255-nucleotide messenger RNA. The record is from the annotation of a GenBank genome assembly. NCBI's taxonomy places the organism in Eukaryota, Metazoa, Nematoda, Chromadorea, Rhabditida, Anisakidae.